Molecule: messenger RNA, 3502 nt
Organism: Sinocyclocheilus rhinocerous
Lineage: Eukaryota; Metazoa; Chordata; Actinopteri; Cypriniformes; Cyprinidae
Product: transient receptor potential cation channel subfamily A member 1-like
Exons: 28
Coding region: 83-3409 (1108 amino acids)
Biological process (GO): monoatomic ion transmembrane transport
Cellular component (GO): membrane; transmembrane transporter complex
Molecular function (GO): monoatomic ion channel activity; protein binding
Source: RefSeq, a predicted model, not a curated record
CAUCCAUACGCAUGAGGUGUCACAGGACUACAGGAGACACAAUGGUUGAGGAACAAAUGAAUAUCCUCACUAAGCUCACCAAAUGCAGAUUGGAAAGGAGUUUGUGAGGCAAAACAGCUUCUACAAAUGUGUGAUAAAUGAGGAGGAAACAGACCUGGAUUCUGCAGAUGUGUUUGAGUUGGCUUUCAAAGGGAAGGCCUUUGCCAUCGACCACCGGAGCCGGAAAAGUCCGGAACAGCUAAGCUUCAGGGAUGAAAAUGGAGCUAGUCCACUACACUAUGCUUCAGCCGGAGGAAACGUGGACAUAAUUCGCCUCAUUGUUUCUGUCGUGGGCCCUGAGGAGCUGAAUGUACAGGAUGAGCAGGGGAGAACUCCCCUGCACUGGGCUGUAGAGCAGGAUCAACAGCAGAGCUGCAUGUUACUGCUGGAACUGGGCGCUGACCCCAACAUCCUCAACGGCGCCAUGAUGGGCCCUCUGCAUCUGGCUGUCACAAAGAGAUACAAUCAUCUAGUAGAGGUCCUUUUUCAGUCCUGUGACAAAACAGAUGCCAAUCUGGAGGGGGAUCUGGGAAACACCCCUGUGAUGAUGGCCUGCUGCACUAAUAACUGCCAAGCUAUUCAGUUUCUGUUCAAACAUGGUGCCAAGAUGUGUAUUCAGAACAAAUUGGGUCACUACUCUAUCCAUACGGUUGCUUUUGCAGGUGCCAAAGAGGCCAUGGAGCUGGUUUUGGAAAUUGGAGAAGAACUGGGCCUUUCCACUUCAGUGCACAUUAAUUAUUUGGAUAAAACCAAAAGUACCCCCCUCCAUCUGGCUGUACGUGGGGGCAACAUUGAGGUGAUCAAACUUUGCAUCAUUAAAGGAGCCAGAGUGGAUCAGCAACAGUGUGACAAAUCCACGGCCCUCCACUUUGCCUGCACUCAGGGUGCUCUGGAAGCCGUCAAAAUCAUGCUUUCUUCUUACAACAAAGUGGAAGACAUCAUCAACAUCACGGAUGGAGCCAAUCAGACCCCCUUACAUAGAGCCACGUUGUUUGAUCAUGUCGAGUUGGCUGAAUAUCUUAUUUCAAAGGGAGCAGAAAUUGACUGCACUGACUGUAAGGGACUGUCUCCUCUGCUGAUGGCCUCCAAAUGCUGUGCUUGGAAAACAGUUGCGUUUUUGCUGUCAAUUGGUGCCGAUUUCAGAAUCAAAGACGAAACAGGUCGCAACUUCCUCCACUUUGUCGUUCUUCAACCAAAAGGGCUGAAAAAUCUUCCCGAGACAGUCUUACAGUGUAACGCCGUGAAGGAGAUGUUGUCUGAUGAGGAUGUUGAAGGCUGCACUCCUCUGCACUACGCCUGCAAACUUGGCAUCCACGAUUCGGUCAAAAAUAUGCUGGGUCUCAAUAUCUUUGUGGGUCAAAAGUCACGGGAGAAGAAAUCAGCUCUUCACUUCGCUGCAGAAUAUGGGCGUAUAAACACAUGUAAAAGGCUGCUGGAGACCCUCACAGACUCUAAAAUGCUGAACGAUUGGGAUGAAAAGGGUCUGACGCCCCUCCAUCUUGCUUCAAGGGCAGGACACACUCAAGUUGUGGAGCUGCUGCUCAGAAGUGGUGCGCUUUUUCAAAGUGAUUACAAAGGCUGGUCCUGUUUACAUCAUGCUGUGGCUGAGGGAUACACACAGACAAUAAAAAUUCUCCUGGUAGCCAAUGUCAAACUACUGGACGAAACGAAUGAGGAUGGGAACACGGCCCUUCACAUAGCUGCACAAGCGGGACAUGUAGGUGCUGUUUUGCUGUUAUUGGACAGAGGAGCUGAAAUCACUCUCAACAAUGCUGACAACUCUUUUUUGCAUGAAGCUGUGCGUAAUGAGAAAAAAGAUGUAGUGAACGCUAUCAUCGAAAGUGAGAGGUUUGCCGAGGCAAUAAAGUCAUUUAAAGCGACAUCCCGCUGUGCCGUGAUGGACAUCAUAGAGUUUCUCCCAGAGUCUUUCAGGCAUCUUCUGGACCGGUGUAUUUUAGAGUCUGAUCAUGAUGCCAACAGUUCAGAUUAUCAUAUCAAGUAUGAUUUUCGGUGGCUUCAAGCUCCUAUACAGCUAAAGAAGUAUGCCAAAACAGACAAAACAAUGAAGUUCCAACCUUUGGCAGCUGUGAAUGCCAUGGUGCGGUACAACCGUCUGGAGCUCCUCACUCACCCCGUGAGCCAAAAAUACCUGGAGAUGAAGUGGAAGGCGUAUGGAAGCAAGGUUCAUUUGCUCAACCUGGCUGUCUACCUGCUUGGCUUGUUGCCCCUCACAUACCUCAUCCUCAAUCUGAGACCGAAGCAGGAAGUUUUUGGCAACAACACAUCUGUCAUCAUGGUGCCCGUAUCUUUUAGAGAGCAAAAAUGUUUAAUCUCAGUCUGUAUAAUCAUGGUGCUUGUCUUGAAUGUGUAUUCCGUUUGCAAAGAGCUGGCGCAGUUGGCUCAGCAGCAAAUAAAUUACUUCACGGACUUCUCGAACCUUGCUGACUGGUGUGCAGCUAUUAGCUCUUUAGUCUUUGUCAUUCCCAUGUGCUUCAAUCUAGAGAACACUUGGCAAUGGGAGGCUGGAGCUUUCGCCAUUCUGACUUCAUGGAUCGGCUUCCUGCUCUACUUUCAGAGGUUUGAGCGAAUUGGAAUUUACGUGGUGAUGUUUGGUGGAAUCGUUAGGACCCUGGUGUGCAUCAUGAUUCUCUUUAUCUUCCUAUUGCUCGCAUUUGGAUUGGCCUUCUACGCUUUGAUGCUCCACCAGGAUGAGUUCAGCUCCAUCAGCCUUGCUCUAGCCCAGACGUUUGUGAUGACAGUGGGAGAGCUGAACUACCAGAGCACAUUUCUGCACGCUUAUGAAAACAGCCGCAUGGCGUUCCCCGGGGUCACCUAUUUUAUUUUUGUGCUCUUUGUGCUUCUCAUGCCUAUUCUUCUCAUGAACCUAAUGAUUGGUUUGGCAGUAGGAGAUAUCGCAGAGGUACAGAGAAAUGCAGAGUUGAAGAGAAUAGCCAUGCAGAUAGAUCUUCACACUGCCCUUGAGGAGAAGCUACCUUACUGGUUCCUGAAGCGAGUGGACAAACCAUCUAUCACCAUCUAUCCCAAUAAAUGCAAGAAAGUGCUGAUGCAGGCGCUCAUUGAUGGUGAGAUCCAAAACACAGUUCGCACCCGUCUGAACCUCUGCUCGCGGCAGGGAGGGCCUCUGGAGAGAGAGCUGCACAAGCAAAAGAACAGGUUGAAAGUGAUGUCCUGUUUGCUGGAGAAACAGCAUAACCUGCUCAAGCUGAUCAUCCAGAAGAUGGAAAUCACUUCUGAGGCUGAUGAAUACGACGGCCCACAUAACCCUAGAGCUCUGAAACAGCCCACUUCCUCCUCAUCGCAGAAGUCAAAGUGGGUCCCGCUGCUGCAAGCCAUUAGGGCAAAGAAGUAAUAUUAGAGAUGAUGACAUCAUGUGUCAAUAUAAGCCAAAUACCCCGCCAUCAUUACUUAUAUUGGCUAUAUUUUGUUGUGAUUUAGUAUAUAG